This is a messenger RNA of Bubalus bubalis (water buffalo), 2441 nucleotides long. Its product is annotated as melanoma-associated antigen 10. The transcript is spliced from 4 exons. The record is from RefSeq and is a predicted model, not a curated record. Gene Ontology annotation, cellular component: nucleus. NCBI's taxonomy places the organism in Eukaryota, Metazoa, Chordata, Mammalia, Artiodactyla, Bovidae. The coding region runs from base 1165 to 1959 and encodes 264 amino acids. Gene Ontology annotation, biological process: negative regulation of transcription by RNA polymerase II.
UGCAGGACAUACAGAUCGUCACUGCUUUUAGCCCUGGGAGACCCCGACAGGCUUGUGGGAAUGAGCCCCCUCUCCUGCUUGCCUCUCAGGGGUCCUGGCUUAGGGGGAUGCUGGCUCUAAGGUGAGCAAAGUUGGCAGCUGAGGGCGGUGCCUAGGUGAGCUGGGAGUCAAGGUGACAAAGAGAAAGAUGGUUGAGGAACCCCUGUGGGAUCAUCUCAGCUUUGGGAAGCCCUGGGCUUGGAGCCGUGAUAUCAUGUCCACAGUCUCCUCCCAGGGUCUCAGGGCAGUGAAGGCCUUGAUGUGAGGGUCCUGCUUCGGGUCAACAUAGGGACAUCCCCGGACCUGCCAGGGCUCAAGAUGAGGGCCUUGAGGGAGGACACAGGUAACCCCACAGGUCCUGGCACCUGCUGUCAGCCCUGGGAGAGCCUGGUGGCGGCAUGAGCACAGGGUCGCAGAGACACUGGAGACUUGAUAUAAGGGAGGGGCCUCAGAGGGUGAAGGGGAGGAUCUUAGGUUCUGAAAGAGUCUGGGUGAGGACCCUGAGGGAGGUCUGUGGGGACCCUGGCCCUGGGAUAGGUUGAGCCCAGCAUGCGUGGUCUCACUUCCUGAUAUCCGGGUCUCAGCCUGGGGUCCUGAAAUAAGGGGCCGACUUGCUGACAUCCGGGUCUCAGACUGGGGGCUUCGCAUAUGGGGCGGAGACCCAGGUGGGCCAAUUCCCAGGUCCUGUGGUGUGUCAAGUUGAGGACGCUGAGGGAGGAAUAGGGUAUCGUGGACCACAAUCAGAGGAGACCUCAGAGUAGCCCGUCUCUGUUAUCAGUCCGGGGUGUCCGUGGGAUAGAAUGAGCGAAAGAGGCGUGGCCUGACUUCCUGACAUCCGGUUCUUGGAGAGGCGGGCCCUGGUAUAAGGGGCCGGGGCUUCAGUUGGGGAGACGCGAGAAUCCCAGGUCCUGACUGGACGCAAGGGGCUCCAGGAACCAGGAGGAGAAGACUGAGGUCUGAGGUCUGUGUUCUGAGGUCACAGGAGUACCAGGAGUCAAGCUGAGGGGACUGACCACCAAGGAGGAGCGCCCCUGUAACGCCCAAGAGCAGCCCUCAAGGAAGACCGGUCAGUGGUCUCCAUUUUCCCCCUGCCACACCCGCACUGGGCACAAGACCCCAGUCAUCAUGCCUGUGGUCCCAACAAAUGAGCUCUGCACUUCUGAGGAAGACCUUCAGGGCCAAAUCCAGGCCGAGGGCCCAGUGGAGGCGCAGCUCCUGGGGGCUGAGGCGGAGGAUGCCUCAACCCCUCUGGCCUCCUUGCCUCCAGUCUCAUCUUCCUCUGCCGCUGCAGAUGCGGAGACCUUGCUUAUGCAGGCUCUGAAUAGGAUGACGACUCAACUACUGGAGUUCCUGCUCCUCAAGUAUGGCACCAAGGAGCCGAUUUUCCAGGCUGAAAUGCUGAAUAUGGUCCUCAGGGAUAACCAGGCCCACUUCCCAGUGGUCUUCCGUAAAGCCACACAGUACAUGCAGCUGGCCUUUGGCCUGGAUAUGAAAGAGGUAGACCACAGAGAGCACAUCUAUGUCAUGGUCCCCACCCUGGGCCUCACCCUCAAUGAGAUGCAGAGGGAUGAGCAGAGCAUACCAAACGCUGGCCUCCUGGUGAUGGUCCUGAGUCUGAUUUUCCUAGCAGGGGACCAGCUCAGUGAGGAGAAGGUCUGGGGAGUGCUCAGCAAGAUGGGGGUAUUUCCUGGGGUAGAACACUGCAUCUUUGGGGAGCCCAAGGAGCUGCUGACCCAAGUGUGGGUGCGGGUGGGAUACCUGCAGUACCGGCAGGUGCCUUACAGCCACCCUGCUCGUUAUGAGUUCCUGUGGGGUCCCCGGGCCUAUGCAGAGACCAGCAAGCAGAAAGUCAAGGACUUUCUGCGCAAGAUCAAAGGAAGGGGUCCCAGGUUCUUCCCACCCCGGUUUGCAGAGGUGUGAGGGAAGAGGAAGAGGGGCCCUGAGCCAGAGCAGCAGCCAGGCUCCUUUCAGGCCCACAUCCAGCAGCUUGUCCUGGGGGUAGGAAGGGAGGCUGAUCCUUCCCCCUGUGUUUGAAGAGGGAGCAUUCAGCCUUCUCAGUCGUGACGGCUGGGAGAGUUGGGGGAACUGUUGUGUAGCAUCUUUGGCUUCCUGUUCUCUAUAGUAACAUGGAGAUCCGCUUCUGUUUCCUUUAGAAAUUUUUCAAAUGUUAUUCCUUUUAAUAGAAGGCCUAAUGAGCUUCAGUGGCCAGCUAUGUCAGUAACGUUGAUCACAGUGUGUUUGUGCUCACCAGUUCAAGAACAAGAGUUUUGCUGUUUUGUAAAAGUGAUUGUGAACCCUUUAUUUUGUCACUCUGAACAAGAUUACAUGGACUUGGAAUGUAACUAUUUUGGAAAUAUGAUAUUACUUAGUAAGAAUUAAGAAAUAAAAUGUAUUUGAGGUGA